AUGUUGGCCCAAUCGGAUUGUGGUACAAAACAAAGUUUAAGUUCCAACCGAUUUGGAGUUCUGGGAUUUGGAGUUUUGAGAAGAGCACAGAUUAAUUUCAAAUAUCGAAGUGAGUUAGAGUCCAGACUAUUCUGCUCAGAUGUUAUUUUUCAGGAUUUGUCUCAGAGCUGUUUUGUGUCGUGCGUUAUAGAUCUCCUGCAACUACUGUUUACUGCUCUAGACCCAGAGGUUAGAGAGGAAUAUAUUGCAGAUCUAGUCUGCAGUGUUUAUUAUGAUAACUUUGCUAAUGCUGUGACGUCAUUGGCCCCAAGGGUUCAGAUGUUCAGUAAAAACGAAUUUGUCCGAGAGUUUGAGAGAAAUAUACUUCAUGGGUUCAUUGCAGGGCUUAACUAUCAUACACAGGAGUAUGAGGAUGGUCUUGUUAUACGAGAAGAGAAAGAAAACUGCACAAACUCUAGCUAUACAUAUACACAGUACAG
Molecule: messenger RNA, 479 nt
Organism: Eurytemora carolleeae
Lineage: Eukaryota; Metazoa; Arthropoda; Copepoda; Calanoida; Temoridae
Source: RefSeq, a predicted model, not a curated record